CCCUGCUGUAUGAGAGCGGCGAGGUAUUGUGGCGGAGCGCUGGAAGUUGCAUUGCAGGGGUGGGACUCCUGCAUUCUGGGCGAGCGCUCACUCUCACUGCUGCUCUGUGCCGCGUCUUCACAGGACCUCGGCUCGCAUGCAGCGGAAAACGCCGUCUUUCGAGUGACUCUCGCAACGUCGAGAAUGCCUUCCUUAAACUGAUGCAUUCCCAGUCACAGUGAAUCUCUAUAUUCCGCUGUAACAAGUACUUGAACCUUUUGAUGGAGAGAGGCGCGUGAGAGCUGGAGAAGGGAGACCGGAGUUUCCCCCCUUCGUUGCACCAAAAAGAAACUCCAAGGUGGCAGGACCAUGUCCUCUACACAUGGACGGGACAUCUCUGACUACCAUCUCAGUGUGGUCCGUGAUCCACCUGCCUGGGAGGUGGGCGUGUAUGUCUUGGGGUUUCUGGUCCUGCUGGGUGUGGUGGGAGUAAACUUGUGGAAGCUCUGGAAGUCUGGCUCCUUUCCUGCCCCCUCCCCCUACCCUAACUUUGACUACCGGUACCUGCAGGAAAAAUAUGGCACCUCCUACUCUGAAGUCAGGCAGAAGUGCGUUGCAGCCUCCAACCACCGGAGGGCAUCAACGGCAAGCCGCAAGCCCAGUCUGCAACUGGCAGACACUCCUGAUGGCUUUCGGGAGCUCGGGACACUGGAGCUGAUGAGCCGCGAGCUGGAGGCUGGCGGCAGCCUGAGCCGAUCGCUCUCCAGUGAGUCACUGUGCUCCAUCUCCUCCAUCGCCCACACGUUUGGCCAUGACUUCACUGUGGGCCAGCUGGAGGUGUCUUUGGAGCUGGAUGCACGUGCCUCCCUACUGCACAUCACUCUGCACCAGGGUAAGGACCUCCUGGAGAGGGAAGAGGAGAGCUUCCCUGGCUGCUACGUCACCGUCACCCUUCUGCCCGAUGAGGUGAACGUGGGCGUCACACAGAUCCAGAGCAGCGCCUUCACAGUGCUGUUUGAGGAGUGCUUCUCCGUGCCACUGGACGUGGCGGCUCUGGAGGAGAACAGUCUGCGGUUCUCGGCAUUCGGGGUGGACUCAGAUGAGAGGAACAUCAGCGUAGGGGUGGCUGAGCUGAAGCUGUCUGACCUGGACCUGUCCAUCCGGCCCUUCGAUGCAUGGCUCUAUCUGCAGGAUGUCAACAAGGCUGUAGAUGCUGUGGGGGAGAUUCUGCUUUCCCUCAGCUACCUGCCAACUGCAGAGCGUCUCACGGUGGUCGUAGCAAAAGCAAAGAACCUGGUGUGGACUAAUGGCAAAUCCACAGCAGAUCCAUUUGUGAAGGUUUACCUCCUCCAAGAUGGCAGGAAGAUCAGUAAGAAGAAAACAUCUAUAAAAAGAGAUGACACUAAUCCUAUUUUCAAUGAGGCUAUGAUAUUCUCUGUGCCUGCCAUCGUGCUACAGGACCUCUCUCUUAGAGUCACGGUGGCUGAGAACACAGAAGACGGCCGUGGCGAGAACGUAGGUCAUGUGAUCAUUGGACCGGAGGCCAGCGGGAUGGGCAUCAGUCAUUGGAACCAGAUGCUGGCAACGCUGCGCAAACCUGUCUCCAUGUGGCACCCACUCAGGAGGAACUAGCCUCCAGUCCUCCGCCAGGCUGCCGCCUGGCAGGUCCCCACAACCCCAUCAGAAAGACUCUAAAGGUCGAGAGAAUGUCUUUUUUUCAGGAAAAUCAUUGUCUUUUUUGAAGCAGUGGUACACUCCAGAGCAGAACAAUUUGUGUAAGUGAAAGGUUGAGACUGUGCGUGUCUCUGCUUAAAAUCCCAGGUCCUUUUAUCCAGGUUAAAUCAAUCUUCGUUUGUAGCAGUCAUAACAGGGUGGCUAACCUAAAUAAGCAGACUGUGUGUCAUACUCAUUUGUUCAGUUAUAUUACCAAUUGCAGUAGCUACAUCCUCUUCAACUAAAGCAUAACAACAACAACAACAACAACAACAACAACAACAACAAUAAUAAUAAUAAUAAAUUGACAUUUUCGGUUUUGAAUUAGUACAAAGCAAUAGUGUAUAUGAUGGACAGACCAUUUCCCCUUCCUCUCUGAACUUGCAGUAAUUCAAACAGUGUGAAAAGAUCCAUUGCUAAAGUCUCCAUCCAUGAAAUCCAUAAUGCAGCACCAUUACAACAGUGGUAGAAAUAGAACUUUGCAGUGUUACCAUAGAUCACACUCCAGAAUGAAUCCCAGUCACGCAAUGGAAAUACUGCAGUUGAUGUUUAGCUUUUAUUUUUCACACUAUACAUGUGCACUAGGUUUGCCUGCAUUUAACCUUUUGAGGCAUCUAAAGUAGCCUAUUAAUAAAAAUAAUUUUUAAAUUAGUGUUACACACCACUUAAAUUUUGUUUGCAUUCUGUCUGCAGAAAGGUAUAUAGUCUUGCCUGCUAACAAUAUCAACUACAAUGAGUAGUUUGGCAAUAAGAUUUACCUCUUUCAGAAGCCACACAUCAGUGUCAGCACAUUCACACUGACAAAGCCAAAAGACCACAAAACUCCCAUCAAUGCCUACUUCUGCUAUGUCAUCUUCACAUGCUGAGAGGUCACAACUGACGUUUUUCUUAAAAUGUUCACAUAAAGAAGCUAUUUAAACAAAUAAAGUAACAAGAUUCAUGUUUUAUUACUGUAGCCUAUUAAACUAGUCUGUAUUAUGUGAUGGCAGCCCUUGGCGUCUGUCUCUUAGCGAACUGUUUUAAGCAGAACUCAGCUUCAUCCUGUGCCAAAUUCACCACUAGAGAAGCAAUAGUUUCAUUUAGGCUGUCUACAUAUAAUGUUUGUGAUCUUUGAGGUUUAAAAAAGCAUUUUACAGUGCAUGAAAGUGUAAUGAGUAUGGUAUACUGGUGUUCAAAUAUAGACCUGUUUAAAUAAA
Messenger RNA from Electrophorus electricus (electric eel), 2888 nucleotides. RefSeq names its product synaptotagmin XII (gene syt12). Gene Ontology annotation, biological process: calcium ion-regulated exocytosis of neurotransmitter; synaptic vesicle endocytosis. The record is from RefSeq and is a predicted model, not a curated record. Gene Ontology annotation, molecular function: calcium ion binding; calcium-dependent phospholipid binding; phosphatidylserine binding. Gene Ontology annotation, cellular component: exocytic vesicle; plasma membrane. Lineage: Eukaryota; Metazoa; Chordata; Actinopteri; Gymnotiformes; Gymnotidae.